AUGGAUCGUCUAUCCAUCGAUCCCCAUCAGAACAUCCCCCCAAUUCGGGAUUCGCCUGCUACUUCUCUCCCAGCAAGUCUGCCCGAGGCGAGACACAUCAAGACCAACCCUGCCCGAGCCGGAGAAGAAAAUGCAUCGGUUUACUUUGUUGGAAAUGCUACGACGAUCUUGUCACCAAACUUCCUUCAUGCGGGAGAUCAUGUUCAUCUUGGUCCUGGGGUGACUUCUACGCGUCUAAGAAACCCCGCGGUUGACUUGCACGAACUGCCUCGAAUCGACUUGGUUCUUUUAUCUCAUUAUCACGGAGACCAUUUUGAUGAAAAAGUCGAAGCAUCUCUUCGGCGAGACCUGCCCAUCAUCACCACCAGCCAUGCCAAGUCCAUAUUGACGUCCAAGGGGGCAGACUCCUUCCAGCAAGUGUUCGAUCUCGAGCCAUUUGAGCAGAUGAUGGUCAAUAUCAAAGGCGACAGCUCGCGAACCAAACAACCGCACAUCCGAGUCACUGGAAUGCCAGGCAAACACAUCCCGACCAACAAGGUUGUGGAGAAAUUGAAUGAGUUCGUGGCGGCAAUUCCUCCGACCAACGGAUGGAUGGUUGAAUUAGGCUAUGGCAGCACCCAGACCAUGCAAACCGAUUUCGAGGUCGGCUAUCGCAUCUACAUCUCCGGCGAUACCCUGAUGGUGGAUGAGCUCAAGGAGAUCCCGCGGCGGUUCGAGGGCCAGAAGAUCGACCUGAUGCUUGUCCAUCUUGGAGGCACGACGGUACCUCAUCCGAAGAUGUGGCCGCUGACGAUGAUGGUGACGAUGGAUGCGAAACAGGGCGUGGAGCUGGUGCGCCUGAUCAAGCCUGAUCUGACCAUUCCGAUCCACUUUGAUGAUUACGAUGUGUUUGCGAGCUCGCUGGAGGACUUCAAGAUAGAGAUGCAGAAGGCGGGAUUGGCAGGACAAGUGGUGUAUUUGGAUCGCAAAGAGGCUUAUCGCUUCCAAGUGAGAGCGACCUGA
This is a messenger RNA of Aspergillus novofumigatus IBT 16806, 1002 nucleotides long. RefSeq names its product MBL fold metallo-hydrolase. The transcript is spliced from 5 exons. The record is from RefSeq and is a predicted model, not a curated record. Bases 1 to 1002 code for a protein of 333 amino acids. NCBI's taxonomy places the organism in Eukaryota, Fungi, Ascomycota, Eurotiomycetes, Eurotiales, Aspergillaceae.